UGCGUGGAGAGGUGGUGCGCAGUAACUGGGACCGCUCGGGCACUGCCGGCGUUUCUACGCAGCGGCUUGGUCGUUGAAAUCUACAUGGUGCCCCACCUGGACCCGGAAUCUGCGCUGCACCGGCCGAAACCAGCGAUCCAAGUCGAGCUGAUCGAACACCGGAAGCAACUGCCGCUCUGUCUCUAGCUAAGCCUUCCACCUCGAUUGGCAGCUGGAGGCGCCGUCUGGACCCAUCCGUGUAAUUUGUGUGCGCCAAGGUGUGGUUGACAAACAAGGGCGUUCUAAACUCAGCGAGAGGCACGUGCGGCUUCAGGAGCGCCGUGUUGAAAAUAUCGUCGAAUGUAUCGUACAAGCGGUCGCCAAAUUGGGCGCCUUCGUGCGUGGUUGUUUUGAGAGUGACGACAGGGAAGUUAUCUUUACAUUUGAAUGCCGACAUCGUACGUCCAUUCUUUUGUUACACUGACAAAUGCUUUGAGUAGAUCAACUGCCCAAGUUUGUACUGACGAGCGCAUGUUCAAGGCAGAAGCGCGCUUUCAGAACUCUACAGAUAGAAAAAUAAGGACAACUUACAGGUCUGUCGAAGGCAGCCGGCAUUUCGUAGUUUAGUACCUGUAAAGCCGCUGCUCAGAAAUAAUUUCCUGCGUGAUCGUUAGAACUCAGAAUCGUUAAUCGAAGACCGUAAGAUAACAAUAAGCAACUGGGCGUAGUCUUCUGUCACCAUCGAAACAAUUAAGCAUUCAACGAGGUUUGACGCGGUUAACGGUGCCGACAUCUGCUUGUGCCACGGAGAACGUUCCGCCUCCAGCGCCUAAACUUAGCUAUAGGCUGCACUAAACGUACAACCGUUGGGUAAUUGCUUUCAAUGCGAAAUUUAAGUUACGCAUGUGUCUUGUGCGCAGUGAAUUGCUGCGAGCUCAGUGUUGAUAACGUUUUUCACUGAACCGGCGCCGACAGACAACUGAGAUCGAGUUCGUUGCGCCUAUGACGUGCAGUUAUCGCGGAAGUACUUAUUCCAGAACGCAUAUUUAAAAGCCUGUUGGACAAUAACCUGACACCGGCACCAAUGAAUCUGUUUUAUUACUAAAUUUCUUUUGUUUUCUAAGCUCACCCACCGCCCACCAAACCAACACGGGGCGAAACGGGAUUUCCCGUCAAAUUCGCCUCAACUGUAUGAGAGCACACCUACGUGUCAGUCAGAACUGUCACUAAACAAAAUAAUCCGUUGAAGAAAAACGCAAGAACAACAGAACCCAGCUCUCCUGGUUAUACGUUACGAUACAGUUUUAGUGCUCCAGUUUUCAGACCACCGCCGCGGACCAUCGUCCUUGAUCAACCCAACCUGUGCCUCCAAGGAGAUAGUUCUUUUGUAUCUUCACAUCGCCGGAGUAGGAAGGAAGUCAAAGCACCGGAGGAGCUUCGCCGGAAGUUCGAAGGUCGCCAUGGAUUUUGACGGGGCCCUUAUGAAGACCGGCGGCUUCGGCCGCUUUCAAACGACGCUCGCCCUCGUGUUCCUCACCACGGCCACAGCACAUUUCUCGUUCAACCACAUGGCCCAGGUGUUCAUACUCAUCGUGCCCGAGCACUACUGGUGUCCCGUCGCGGCGCCCGAAGGCGGCGGUGCCAACUCGAGCUUCGCGGUCGGCUUCUCGGAAGGAGACUCGUGGAACGGCUCGCUCCUGCUGUCCAGACAAACUUGCCGUCUCGAACUGGGCAUCGGUGCCGUGGAUAUUAAUGGGACCACUACAGAGCAAUGCCCCGAAGGCUGGCACUACGAGUACGGUGACCUGUACGCGACCAUGUCCACUGAGCACAACUGGGUUUGCGGCGACAGCUGGAAGCAAUAUGUGCUCCACACGACCUUCUGGAUCGGCUCGAUGGCCGGAUACGUCACAUCCGGAUUCCUCGCGGACAGGUUCGGUCGUCGGGUGGCCAUCGGUUGCCUCUCUGCGGUGAGCGCUCUGGCCAACUUGAUGCCGCUCUUCAUCUCGCAGCACUGGGGCCUGGCUGUGGCCAGGCUCAUCGCCGGCAUGGGCGCCGAAAGUGUCUGCUCCACCAUCUUCGUUCUCGUGAUCGAGUUCACCAUACCCGAGCGGCGCACGCUGAUCGGCUUCGUGUGGGCCUUCAGCUGGACCAUCAUGUCGUCUUCUUAUCCCUGGUACGCCGACCUCAUCCAGAGCUGGCGAGGGCUGGUCCUCACCAACUCCGCGCUCAGCGUCGCCAUCCUGGUCAUUCUUUGGUUCGUGCCCGAAUCUCCUAGCUGGCACCUGACAGUAGGGCGGAGGGACGAGGCCAUUCGUACCCUCACCAAGAUCGCUAGGGUGAAUGGGCGGCGCGAGAUCACGGUGGAUGACUUCAAGGCACUCCAGAUAAAGCCGUCCGAAGUGGCACCGACCGAGCAGAAAAGGAGCUUCUGGAAGGACACCCUUGCUCUGGUGGCGACACCCCGGCUUCGGAGGAAUACUCUGGUGCUGUUCGGCGGAUGGUUCCUCAUCUGCCUCGUCUACAACGCCAACACGCUGGAGCUGAGCCACCUCGGCUUGAACGUGUAUGGCACGUAUUCGACGGCCGUCGCGUUCGAACUUCCCGUCAACCUGUUCACCAUCCUGGCCCUCGACAGGCUGGGGCGGCGGUGGCCCAACGUGGCCUUUAUGUUCAUCGGGGGCAUCAUCGCCCUUGUCAUGGCCCUGCUCAGAACAGACUCGUCGGCAGCCACGCUAGUCAUGGCUGUGAUCACGAUCGUCUGUUACGCGGGCGGCUACAAUAUCACGUACCAGCUGGCCUCCGAGAUCUUCCCCACCGAGAUACGAGGUCGGGGUGUGCUCAUCAAGCGGCUCUUCGGCGACAUCGGCAGCUGCCUGGGUGCGGACGUCGCUUACUUGGUGGAAUAUGACCGGUACCUGCCGCUGCUGGUGAUGGGCGUGUUGUCGCUGCUGGCUGCGCUGCUGCUCUUCUUCGUGCCGGACACGGUGCACGAGCCGCUGCCGCAGACUAUCGAGGACGGCGAGGAGUUCGCAAAGGACCAGGGGCUCUGCUUCUGCCCCGUGCUCGUCACCAGGUUGCCCGACCGGCAGGACUGGGAAAGGAGCGACAAGUCAAAUGGAGAGCCCGUCAAAGAUCAACAAAUCGUCACACACUUAUAGGAAUACAAGAUAAUAACAAUUUGAUCGCCAGAUACAUGCCUGAGUUAAGAAGAGAGGAGAGACAUCUGCUGAAGUUAGCAAUAAACUUUUUAUUUUACACCAGUGA
Dermacentor andersoni is the source of this 3246-nucleotide messenger RNA. Its product is annotated as solute carrier family 22 member 3-like. The record is from RefSeq and is a predicted model, not a curated record. Gene Ontology annotation, molecular function: transmembrane transporter activity. Gene Ontology annotation, cellular component: membrane. Lineage: Eukaryota; Metazoa; Arthropoda; Arachnida; Ixodida; Ixodidae. Gene Ontology annotation, biological process: transmembrane transport.